AUGGAACAUGGGAGCAGGGGGACUAAUUAUGAUGAGUCAUAUUUAUUUACAUGCUGCCAGCUUGAUAACAACAAUUUCAGCGGGAGUGGAAUUCCUUUAACAUAUGCAAACUUAACCAUGCUAGUGAAAUUAAGUCUGAGAAACUGCAGUCUGCUAGGAACUAUUCCUGAUUUCAGUUCAAUAGCGAACCUUAGCUAUUUAGAUCAUAGCUGGAAUCAGUUUACUGGACAGAUACCACCAAAUAAACUUGCAAACAAUAUGACAACUAUUGAUCUAUCCAAUAAUCAUCUCAAUGGAUCAAUUCCUCCAACCUUCUUAUACCCUAAUCUCCAAAAUUUGUCACUUGAGAACAAUUUACUGUCUGGAUCCAUCCCUGCUAGCAUAUGGCAGAACGGGGCCAUCAAUUCUAAAGAUAAACUUACAAUUAACCUCCAAAACAACUCGCUAUUGGAUGUUUUGGGAAAUCUGAACCCCUCGAAAAAUGUUAUCUUAAGGCUUUUUGGCAAUCCAAUCUGCAAGGAUUCUAACAUAGAAAGUAUUGGUCAAUAUUGUGGACCUGAUGGAGAUGGAGAUGAUGAAGUAGCACAAAACCCAACAAAUCCAACAAAUGUAUGUUCAAUUCAAGAUUGUCAACCGGAUAAUGAAUAUGUACCCCUUUCCCCAGUUCCUUGCUUUUGUGCAGCACCUCUGAGAAUUGGAUACAGGCUUAAAAGUCCAAGUUUUUCUUACUUUCCUCCCUAUAUAACUAGUUUUGAAUUAUAUAUAACUGAGUCCUUAAAAUUAGACAACUAUCAGUUAUCAAUAGAUGCUUGGAAAGAUGGAUAUCGUAUCACCAUGUAUCUAAAACUAUUUCCGUCAUACAAUGAUCCCAACCAUAUGUUCAAUGCAAGUGAAAUCCAUCGCAUUAAAACCAUAUUUGCAUCGUGGCGAUUUCCUCCCAAUCAUUUUUUUGGACCACAUGAACUCCUCAACUUCACUCUUCUCGGACCUUAUGCAAAUGAUUCGAAGAGGAGUAAAAGUAGUACAGAUAUAGAUAUAUUAGUUGCUGUCUUAAUAGCAGCUGUUGCUUGUGUUUUAGCAACAUCUGCUAUAAUCAUUCUCCUGGUUUUUAUAAGACAUGGCAAAUACCAGCGCAUGAUAUCCAAGAAAGGUAGGUCCCCCAAUGUAUCUAUUAAACUAGACAACGUUAAAGAAUUUAGUCUCAAAGAAUUGGCUCUUGCUACAAACAAUUUUAGCAGCUCAACUAAAGUUGGCCAAGGAGGUUAUGGGAAUGUCUAUAAGGGCAUUUUAUCUGGGGAAACACUUGUGGCCAUUAAACGAGCAGCAGAAGGUUCCUUACAAGGCCAAAAAGAGUUUUUGACUGAGAUUGAACUUUUAUCAAGAUUACACCAUCGAAAUCUUGUCUCUCUCAUUGGAUAUUGUGAUGAAGAAAAGGAACAGAUGCUGGUUUAUGAAUUCAUGCCCAAUGGCACCCUAAGGGACUGGAUUUCUGGUAAAAAUGAAGAAAGCAAGGAAAGACAAAAUUUUGGUAUGGGGUUGAAAAUUGUCAAGGGUGCAGCCAAAGGCAUACUAUAUCUGCAUACAGAAGCUAACCCUCCAAUAUUCCACCGAGAUAUAAAAACCAGCAACAUACUUUUGGACUCCAAAUUUACAGCUAAAGUGGCUGAUUUUGGACUGUCACGUCUUGCACCAUAUGAAGAAGGAAGUGGUACCAAGUACUUGUCGACAGUUGUGAAGGGAACACCAGGUUACCUGGACCCAGAAUAUGUGUUGACUCAUAAGUUUACCGACAAAAGUGAUGUCUAUAGCCUAGGAGUUGUGUUUCUUGAGAUUUUGACGGGCAUGCAACCAAUAUCACGUGGGAAACACAUUGUUAACGAGAUUAAAGUGGCUUGUCGGUCUGGCAUGAUAUAUGCCACCAUAAAGAGCAAAAUGGGUUUAUACCAAUCUGAUUGCUUGGACAAGUUUUUAACUCUGGCCCUCAGUUGUUGCCAAGACAAUCCAGAAGAGAGACCAUCAAUGCUAGAUGUGGUGAGGGAACUUGAAGAUAUUGUUGCAAUGUUAUUAGAAAGUGACACUAGUUACCCAGAUGUUACCUUCGAUAAUUCAGGUCAAAUGGUACCCUCAUCAUCUUUAGGAUCUAAUGUGGCAAGAGAGGACCAACACAAGUAUGCUUAUGUGUCUGGAAGUAAUCUUGUCAGUGAUGUCAUUCCCACCAUUGUUCCUCGCUGAUAUAUAUGUUAUGUUAUGCUUGUCUACCUCAUAUAUUAUUCCAAAUAAUGUAACUAUACCCAUUAUCCAGGAUAAAUAUCUCUUUGAUCAGAAUUGAAGCCUUACUUUAAUAAUAUGUGUUGAUAUUUAAUAAAAUCUUUUAUUACA
Messenger RNA from Cajanus cajan (pigeon pea), 2379 nucleotides. Lineage: Eukaryota; Viridiplantae; Streptophyta; Magnoliopsida; Fabales; Fabaceae. The record is from RefSeq and is a predicted model, not a curated record.